AUGGCCUUUAACUUUGCCGGUGCACAAGGAUACAUGAACGGUCUUGAGGAGAUUGCCAACACUUGUAAGGAACUUCAAGAGCUUAGGGUGUUUCCUUCUGAUCCAUUUGCUCCAGGACCUAAUGUAUCCUUGACAGAGCAAGGCCUUGUAGCUGUCUCAAUGGGCUGCCUUAAGCUUCAGUCAGUUUUAUACUUCUGCCGCCAAAUGACAAAUGACGCCUUAGUUACUAUUGCAAGGAACCGUCCUAACAUGAUCCGAUUUCGUUUGUGUAUUAUCGAGCCUCGAACUCCUGAUUACUUAACCCUUGAACCACUUGAUGCUGGUUUUGGGGCCAUUGUGCAACACUGCAAGGAAUUGCGGCGACUUUCUCUUUCUGGCCUCCUUACAGAUCGUGUGUUUGAGUACAUCGGGGUCCAUGUUAAGAAGUUAGAGAUGAUUUCCUUAGCUUUUGCAGGGGAUAGCGAUCUAGGCCUCCACUAUAUUCUCUCUGGUUGUGAGAGCCUCCGUAAGUUGGAGAUUAGAGACUGCCCUUUUGGCGAUGAGGCUCUGUUGGCUAAUGCUGCAAAGCUGGAGACAAUGCGAUCCCUUUGGAUGUCUAAUUGUUCAGUAAGUUUUGAAGCAUGUAAGCUGUUAGCCCAGAAGUUGCCAGGGCUUAAUGUUGAAGUUAUAGAUGAGAGGGGUCAUCCGGAUACGAGACCAGAAAGUUGCCCUGUUGAGAAACUUUACAUAUACAGGACAGUGUCAGGAAGGAGGUUUGACACUCCUGGUUUUGUUUGGAAUAUUGAUGAAGAUGCAGCAUUGACUCCAUAUAGCAACGGGAAUUGCUCUCUGGUUUCUUCUUAG
Molecule: messenger RNA, 843 nt
Organism: Solanum tuberosum (potato)
Lineage: Eukaryota; Viridiplantae; Streptophyta; Magnoliopsida; Solanales; Solanaceae
Product: protein TRANSPORT INHIBITOR RESPONSE 1-like
Exons: 2
Coding region: 1-843 (280 amino acids)
Biological process (GO): SCF-dependent proteasomal ubiquitin-dependent protein catabolic process
Cellular component (GO): SCF ubiquitin ligase complex
Source: RefSeq, a predicted model, not a curated record